GUAACCAAGACGUUAGGACAGUCCCUGUGCUGCUAGCCAUGAUUGCUGGCUUUGCCUUCAAUGGCUUUGACUGCCACCACAAAAAUAAAAACUAUAUAAAUUAAAGUGGCCAUAACUCAGACCCUUUCUGCAUAUUUCAUGUUAAUCUUGAGUACUUACAGAAUAGAAUGGUACCCUUCAAAUAUCAGUAGUUGUAUCAGUUUGAUCUCAUUUUAAAAGACAGAUACAGCUGUAGGAUUCUUUCUGAAAACAUAAGACGCGUGCGGGGGGAGGGAUAGUUGGACCUAAAUUAUGUGCGCACCAAUUGCUAACAAAACACAGAUAUCAGUUACACUUACCGCGCGUGUGGUUCAGGUCCAGUAUCUUUUAGCGCUGGGACAACGCCAUAUAUCAGUUCCCUAAAUCCAGUGUUAUAUCCAUCGUUUAUAUAACAUCCAGUGCAGGCGCCACGGGGAGGAACAUGCCCCCCCAGAGGGAUAUUCAAAAUGAGCUCAUUGGUUUACUCAGCUCUGUAGUGACUGAGACCAUCGUGAAAGUGGGAAACUCCUAUUACACUUUAAAAUUGAAUUGCACCCGUGACCCAAGAGGCUGCGAAAAUAUUUCAAUUGUCAUUCGAUUUGUAAAAGAGAACAAGUCCUGCGAAGUGGUGGAGCGCCUGUUAACCAUUGCCACAACUGAAAUGGAUGAUGCCUAGAUGCUGACAGAUGCCCGUUCCCGUGCCCAGGAACAACCCCUGGGGGGCCCGCAGAAAGGAUCACAUUUGGGAGGGCCACAGACAGGAACAGACACCAGAGGGCCCGUCCCCAGGAACAUCCCCUGGGGUGCCCGCAGACAGGAAAAUACACUUGAGGCUCACAGACAGGAACAGCCAUCAGAGGGACCCGCAGACAGGUUGACAGGUCUUCAACGGAAUACAAUUCAUUGACAUAGGAGAAAACAUAACCCAAAAUCCCUUGAGGGGGAAAACAAGAACAAUAAACUUGACCAAAAAAAACUUGACUUAAACUUAACUUAAAGACAGACCAGGUGCAAAAGGAAAAGACAGGGAUGAAAACUAACGAUCCAGGAAAGCAAACAAAAAGGGUAUUAAAUCAAUGAGGAACAAAAGUGGCAAGUUAAGGUUAUGAACUGAGAAUGGGAUUAUGAAUAAGGAAACAAGUGGGCGGGGCUAAGAUGCAGGACGGGAGAGCACAAGGCACAAUCAAUGUCAAUGUGCCUUUCCAAAAGAAAUGGGGCUGUCAUGAUCCCGUCGGCCAGGGCUGGGUUUCCCACUAAUGAUGGAUCUUAGCAUUUAACAUAGCAGUGCUUUAAGUGCUACUUAAAAGUCACUAUCCAUUUGUCAGGUGCUGAAACGUCACAUUACAUUUAGUCAUUUGGCAGACACUUUUAUCCAAAGCGACUUACAGUGCACUUAUUACAGGGACAAUCCCCCUGGAGCAACAUGGAGUAAAGUGUCUUGCUCAAGGACACACUGGUGGUGGCUGCUGGGAUCGAACCAGCAACCUUUUUAUUUACCAGUUCAAAUAAGUUCAGUGGUUUAACCCACUAGACCACCAUCUCCGCUUAUUAUUACAAUGGCUAGUUUUUGUAGCACUCUUGUUUUCGAAAUGUUCAGGUUAAUUACUUUCACCGGAUGGGCAUUGGCAGGUGAAUAUUGUUUAAUGUUGUUCAACAUAUUUUUUGUGCGACUUGUAAUACUUUUAUAUGUGUAGAUAGGACUUAUUAACAGUAAUUGUACAAUGUAUUUAGCACGUUUUAGGGAAAAUAAAAAAGUUAAAAGGCUUUAUGUGUUUACCACAUUUUAUUAUAAUUUUGGGUGGUGUCAAGGUGGCAAUUUCAAGUUAAUUUUUUUUAAAGCAUACUGUAUGUAUAAUCUAGCUUUCUAGCUAUAAACAAAAUGUCUAUUGUACACAUACAUUACCAGCACUUUUUUAAUAAUAAGUACAAAGUGUGUUCAUUAGAAUAUGAAACUUUCAGUUAGAGAACGAUGAAGUGAAGAGCUAAUAAAUCCAAUUCCUAAGCAAAUCAGGCAUUCAGUUUCUUUAUGUAUUGUCUUCAGCAGUUGUUGAAAAAACAAUAGGCAGUGUGUGAAAUAUAAGGUUUGUAACAGCCUGAAAAUCUUUAAUCACAUGGUUCCUCUAAAUAAUUAGAGGAUAGUUCACAAUAGUCUCAAAGAAGAAAUCAUGGCUGGACAACAGCAACAUUAGAAAGACAAAGACACUGACAACCACCAAGCAUUUAGACCAUUUCCCUUUCAAACACAACAUUUUUACUUUAAUACCACAAUCCAGCAACAUCCAUGCAUCUUUUGUUAGAACUAACACCAUGCCUCUACUAUAUAUUUUUUUAUUCUUUAUUUUUAUUAAUGUAUGUUCAGUCUUUUUUUUAUGACCUUACUUAAAUACCUAAAUAACUUUAUAAUUUGACAGCACCUUACAAAAAUUUGUAGUAAAUAUAGCCUAACUUUAUGCUAUAUUUGUUGUGUAUGGUGAAUGCACUGGGUUUGAAACAGAUUGUAAUACUCUUAGUUAAUAAUUUGUACAAGCUUUCAUCUGAAAAGGAUGAUUUAAAAGAAUUAUAUAACAAACAUACAUCAUUUUAUUGAAAUAACUCAAAUUAAAUGUCGCAACUUGAUUAAAAUGAUGAUGGUCAUAGGAUGUUGAAAGUGUAAAAUGGCAUGCACAGUGUGGUCAGAGCAAACUUGACUUCCUCUGCCUGAUGUGGGUAAGAGUAUAAGAAACAGCAGCUUGCUCGCUUGUGUUUAUUAAGACAACAACAUGAGAAUCACACAGCUUCAAAUCUAUUUCUUCAUAUGGUGUCAAGCUGCAGAGGCUUUAGAUCAACUAACUGAUUUGGGACAAAAUGUGACUAUAAACUGUGAUCUGGAUGAAGGAGACAUUUACUGGUUAUUACUGAAAGUACCAGAUCCUCCUGUGAUGAUAUUACGCACUUUAUCAACAACAUAUUUUCUCUUCGACACAACUCUGAGACAGAAAUAUUCAGUACAAUCUAAAAAUCAUCUGUUUAUAAAUAACAUCACUGUUAAUGAAUUAGGAGUUUAUUACUGUAUGAAGACAGAUACACCUCCAAAAUUCAGCAGUGGCAUCAGACUGCAGAUAAAUGAGCCAACAGAAAGUCCAAAUGAAGAGAUCAGGUAUAAAUAUCAGAAUCAUACAGAAGUGAAAUAUAUUCAACAGAAUCAAAAACUGUGUACAAAUCUUACCAUCAUACUUGGUGUCCUGGUUGGUGUUUUGUUGAUUGUGGUUAUAGGGCUAUUAAAGGUUUUUGUUGUUAGAACUAAAAGAUUGGGAGAAUGUUCACAACAGAAUCAAGUCCAUGAAGACCCAAACCAACUACAGUAUGCAGAAGUGGAUUUUUUAAAAGUGCGUAAAAAGUCACGGCCCAGUAAAGCCGACAGCACCUAUGCUGCUCUAAAUCUGCCAAAACUGCGAACACAACAGUAUGAGUAACCAAACAUAUAUCUCACAACAUACAACUGUUUGUUUUUAUUAUUUUGAGACAUUCUUACAAAAUUUAGAACUUCAUGCAACAACCAGCCAAUAGGCCUAUGUAAAAUACUCAGAAUCAUGAGUUGUACCCUUAACGCUGACAUAAAUUAAUGCAAAACAAGUUACCAGUUGUUGAGUAUUCUGAAGUACUUUAAAACCCUAAUUUCAAAUAACAGUAUAUGUUAAGAACCACUUUGAAAGGCCUGCUCAUUUCACUUCCUCCUAGAAUAUCUUGUCUAAUAAACAUAUAAUUAGAUAUGACUGCUUGAAACAAGUUCUGACUGUUUAUGUAUAUCUUUUAUUAUUUUCCAAGCUAUGCAUGUAGUUUGACACAAGUUAAGUGAAAUGACGCUUUGUCGAAUGUCUGCUUUAGUCAAUGAGAUGCAGCCAUUGCUUAUCCAGUGUGGUUUGGUUAAAUAAAGUGUUUUCACAAACUUAAAA
Messenger RNA from Triplophysa dalaica, 3950 nucleotides. RefSeq lists its product as uncharacterized. The record is from RefSeq and is a predicted model, not a curated record. NCBI's taxonomy places the organism in Eukaryota, Metazoa, Chordata, Actinopteri, Cypriniformes, Nemacheilidae. The coding region runs from base 2778 to 3470 and encodes 230 amino acids. The transcript has 5 exons.